Messenger RNA from Lathyrus sativus (Indian pea), 1056 nucleotides. Lineage: Eukaryota; Viridiplantae; Streptophyta; Magnoliopsida; Fabales; Fabaceae. The record is from the annotation of a GenBank genome assembly.
AUGGAAAAAGCGAAGACCAUUGAAAAAGAGAGCAGAGGAGACUAUGAAAGUAUGUUGAAGAAACGAGUGUCAACUAGAGCUUUGAAGACCAUGGGACAUGUCCAUCCUUCGAAAGAUGAUGCUAAAGACAUUUUGGUGAUGCAAAAAGUGGGUCAAGAUAUAUUGCCUACAAAGGAAAAUUUCAUCAUAGCUCACUUACAAUAUUCAUGCAUGCACUGCUGUGAAGUGAUAACGUGUGGGAAGCGGUGGUUUUGCACUGAAUGCAAGAAAUUUCAAGAGUGUGAAAGAUGCCAUAGUUCAAAUGAGCACACCUUAAAGAAUGGUGAAGUGCAUCCUCUUUAUCAGGUCAUUGUUGAUGAUAUCCCCUCCAGCACUAAGCAUAAUGAUACCAUCCUUGAAAAUGAUUUAUUUAAAGAUAGGGACAUCUUUUUGAGCUUCUGCCAAAAGUAUCAGCUUCAGUUUAACACACUACGACAUGCUAAGUACUCCUCAAUGAUGAUCGUGCACCAUAUAAGCAAUCCAAGUCAUAUGACUUUUGGAAAAUGUUGUAGUAUCUGUUGCGCACACAAUGUGUUCCAAAAGUGCUGGAAAUGUGAGAUUUGUCCAGAUUGUAUCAUUUGCUCUGCAUGCUAUAAGGAUAGAGGUGUUAACUGCCAUGCACACAAAUUGACUCAAAAUGAACACAAAUCAACUCAAAAUGAACACAAAUUGGCUGUACUGAAACAGAAGAAAUUUUUCAAAUAUGUAUCUCAACUUCGGAAUCGUAGGUCAAGUGGAAAAAUGAUGCUAAAAUACGAGAUGACUUUGAAGCAUUUAUAUCAAUGUCCCAGAACUAAUGCUAAACCGUGCCCAAAUACAUCAUGCCGUCAAUUAAUGAGGUUGUUCAAUCAUGUCAAAAUGUGCAAAACUCAUAUUGAAGGGGGGUGCGGGCAUUGUAGAAAGAUAUGGAGUAUAUUAGUUUCUCAUUCCAUGGAUUGCAAAAGCUCAGAAUGCAAAAUACCAAAGUGCAGUGAGUUGAAGAAGCUUUUAGAAUUUAGAGGAAUGCGUUCUAAAUAA